Molecule: messenger RNA, 3219 nt
Organism: Python bivittatus (Burmese python)
Lineage: Eukaryota; Metazoa; Chordata; Lepidosauria; Squamata; Pythonidae
Source: RefSeq, a predicted model, not a curated record
AUGAUUUUGAGGUGGAUGAAGAUGGUGACUUACGGAGGGAAGGUGAUUGGUUUGGUUGCGACACUAACACCACCUUGUAUCCACGCCGCUACCUUCAAAGUUGGUGUGAUGGGUCCCUGGAACUGUGACUCCAUCUAUGCCAGAGCCUACCCUGAUGCAGCAGCUAAAUUGGCUAUUACCCAGAUCAACAAGGACCCAACCUUAAACAAGGGAUAUUGGUUUGAUUAUGUCCUCCUCAAUGAAGACUGCCAGACAUCAAAGGCCCUUGUGGGUUUUGUCAGCGCACAACAUUAUGCCUCUGGUUUUGUAGGUCCAGUUAACCCAGCAACCUGUCAGGCAGCGGGGUUGCUGGGCAAAACAUGGAACAAGCCCAUUUUCUCCUGGGCUUGCCUGACUGAUGAUGCUGAGGUUGAACGUUAUGGCACUUUUGUCCGGCUAUUACCACAGGCCUCUGCUGUGCUCUACACUGUGCUUAAGUACUUCCAAUGGGCUCAUGUGGCUGUGAUCACCUCUGAGGAAGACCUCUGGGUAGAAGCGGGACAAGCUCUAGCAGACUCAUUGCGGAACUUUGGCCUGCCCGUCACUAUAGUGACCACCAUGGAAGAUGAACCUGGUGGGGUGGAGGAUGCCCUCCAAAAGAUAAAGAAGGCCCACAACGUACGAGCGGUCAUCAUGUGUAUGCACUCUGUCCUGCUGGGUGGGGAAGAGCAGCGUCUCCUGUUGGAGAAGGCCGAAGAGAUGGACAUGACAGAAGGGACUUACAUUUUCAUCCCCUACGAUGCCCUGACCUACAGCAUGCCCUACCAGAAGGAGGUCUACACAGUGCUGGAUGACAACAUCAAAUUGCGCCAGGCAUAUGACGCCGUGCUUAUGGUCACCAUUGAUUCCCCAGAAGUCUCCUUCCGGCAGGCCUUUGGAGAGGCUCAAGAGAAGAGAGAGAUCCCUGGCCACCUCAGUGCAGACAAGGCCCAUCCUCUGUUUGGCACCAUUUUUAACUCCAUCUACUUCCUGGCCAAAGCUGUGGAAAACGCUCGUCUAGCUGCCAAGAGGGUGGUGGGGACCAGUGUGGCUGACCACGCCAAGAACUUUGAGCUGGAAGGGUUUAGCCAGACGGUGUCAGCGGACGGAAACAGAGGCGCUGGGCUCCCUUACGUCAUCUUGGACACGGAUGGAAGAAGCAACCAUCUUCAGCCCACCUACAAAGUAGACAUGGCUGCAGGCAUCUUGAACUACAUGGGACAUGCCAUCCACUGGCCUCACCAUACCAGCCCAGCUUCGGACUCCAGCUGUUGGUUCAACCCUGCCACCGUUUGUACUGGGGGUGUGGAUGUUGGUUUCGUUUUCCUCUUCUUCCUGAUGGUUAUUGGCUUGUUCCUGGGUGGAUCUGCUCUGGCUUACUAUCUUCGACGCCGGUUUCUGCAUGCCCAGCUAAUGAAGGGACCCAACAAGAUUGUCCUGACCACAGACGACUUGACUUUCAUCAAUGGCCAGAACAGCAGGAAGAUGGAUGACAGCCACUCCAGUCUUGCGGAUAAGAGCUCGUUGGAUAUGAAAAGCUUCAGAAGUGAGACGGCUGAUCUGGAAAACUCCAACUUAGCUGUGGUUGAGGGUGACUGGGUGUGGCUGAAAAAAAUCCCAGGAGGAAAGAACACUGAAAUCAAACCAGCCACCAAAAUGAUUUUUUGCAAGCUGCGGGACCUGAGGCACGAAAAUGUGAACCUUUUCCUGGGCUUCUUCCAUGACCGUGGGAUUUUUGCUAUUGUCUCAGAGCACUGCGCGCGAGGGAGUCUUGAGGAUCUUCUCCGCAAUGAGGACAUGAAGCUGGACUGGAUGUUCAAGUCAUCGUUGCUGCUGGACCUUAUCAAGGGGAUGAAGUAUUUGCAUCAUCAUGAAGUCGCUCAUGGCCGGCUGAAGUCUCGGAACUGUGUGGUGGAUGGCCGUUUUGUCCUCAAAGUCGCUGAUCACGGAUACAAUGAACUGUUGGAGGCCCAGAAAAUUAUCCCAGAAAUGAAGCCUGAGGACCGGUUCUGGACCGCCCCAGAGUUGUUGAGGAAUCCAGUGCUGGAACGAAAAGGCACCUUCUGGGGAGAUAUCUACAGUAUUUCCAUAAUUAUUCAAGAAGUUAUAUGCCGUGCUGCCCCUUACUGUAUGCUGGACAUGACUCCUGAAGAGAUCAUCAAGAAAGUGGAGAAACCGCCACCUCUUUGCCGUCCCUCUGUUUCUAUAGACCAAGCUCCAAUGGAGUGCAUUCAGCUGAUGAAAGAAUGCUGGAGCGAGCACCCUGAAAGGAGACCAAAUAUCAAUCAAAUUUUUGACCAGUUUAAGAACAUCAACAAAGGUAGGAAGACCAAUAUCAUUGACUCCAUGCUACGCAUGCUAGAGCAAUAUUCCAGCAAUCUGGAGGACUUGAUCCGGGAGAGGACAGAAGAGUUAGAGGUUGAGAAGCAGAAGACUGACAAGUUAUUAACACAGAUGCUGCCUCCUUCUGUGGCUGAGGCCCUGAAGACAGGUGCGCCAGUGGAACCAGAGUAUUUUGAAGAGGUGACCUUAUAUUUUAGCGACAUUGUCGGCUUCACCACCAUCUCAGCCAUGAGUGAACCCAUUGAGGUGGUUGACCUUCUCAAUGAUCUUUACACUCUCUUUGAUGCCAUCAUCGGCUCCCAUGACGUCUAUAAGGUAGAGACCAUUGGCGAUGCCUAUAUGGUAGCUUCAGGGCUGCCGAAACGGAACGAGAACCGACACGCGGGUGAGAUUGCCAACAUGUCCCUAGAUAUUCUCAGUGCGGUUGGCACUUUCAAGAUGCGCCACAUGCCAGAGGUACCCGUUCGGAUACGCAUUGGUCUGCACUCUGGGCCUUGCGUGGCUGGCGUGGUGGGACUGACAAUGCCACGCUAUUGUCUCUUUGGGGACACGGUCAACACUGCCUCGCGGAUGGAGUCCACAGGCCUUCCGUAUCGAAUUCACGUCAACUUGCGCACCGUCGAGAUCUUGCAUUCACUCAAAGAAGGUUUCAAGCUCGAUCUACGAGGGAAAACAGAGCUGAAGGGAAAAGGCUUAGAAGACACUUACUGGCUCACUGGUCGUGAUGGCUUUACGAAACCCAUCCCUACUCCCCCAGACUUGAUGUCAGGGGCAAGCAGCCAUGGGAUAAGCCUGGAUGAAAUUCCUGAGGAACGCAGAAAGAAGCUACAGGAAGCUCGUCAAGGACAGAAAGUAUAG